This is a messenger RNA of Fonsecaea multimorphosa CBS 102226, 1971 nucleotides long. RefSeq lists its product as uncharacterized. Gene Ontology annotation, molecular function: transmembrane transporter activity. Bases 1 to 1971 code for a protein of 656 amino acids. Gene Ontology annotation, biological process: transmembrane transport. Gene Ontology annotation, cellular component: membrane. The record is from RefSeq and is a predicted model, not a curated record. The transcript is spliced from 3 exons. Lineage: Eukaryota; Fungi; Ascomycota; Eurotiomycetes; Chaetothyriales; Herpotrichiellaceae.
AUGUCAAAGCAAGACCCACAUGCCGCGCGAUAUGCAAAGCGGAUCCAUAUUCAAGCCGCGCGCAAUGCCGCCUCCGCCGUUGUGCUAGACCAAUCACUGAUUGUCUCGCAGGAAAUGUUCUACUUGGAAAGGAUACAAUUAGUCAUGGGGAUACUACGAAAGAAAUCUGAUUCGGGUGAAGCAUAUGGGUUUCAUACCUCUAAGCCCUGCGAGGAGAGAUUCCGUGGUAGCCUUCACUUGUUUGCUUCGCUUCUGGCGUUGUGCCCUGAAUAUGAAUUGCGGCAGUAUAAGUGCUGGAGUACCCUCAAGUCAUUUACAAUAGUGUUUGUUGCGAAUCGGACAGUAUCUCUGCUGCCGUCGGAAACCAAGCUCUACACCCGAUCCGCACAACAUGAUUUCCCCGAGCAUGAGCUCUUCGAUGGUAGUAAACCAGGUUACAACGCCAGAGCAAGAGACGCCAUCUCAAACGACAAUGUCGCCCAAGUAGAUAUUGAGGGCAAAGAGCUUCCCGAGAAUGGAACUGCCGUCUACCCCGCCGACACACUCUCGAUACCGCGACAGAUAUUCCUCGUCGGGACAUUGUGCACGGCCAUGUUCACCAAUCAGGUCGGAAUGGGAAACACCCUCACCACAGUGGGUGUCAUUGGAGACUCGUUCGGCAUCGCUAACCAGGGCCAACUCUCCUGGUUGAUCGCUGGAUACAGCUUAACCGUCGGUACAUUCAUCCUCGUCGGCGGCCGGCUGGGUGACGAGUUUGGCAACAAGAAGCUGUUUGUCAUCGGCAUGAGCUGGUACGCGCUGUGGUGCCUCGUCGCGGGCCUGUCGGCCUUCUCCUCCCACGUCCUGUUCGUCUUCGCACGUGUCUUCCAAGGGAUGGGUCCUGCGUUGACCCUGCCCAACGCACUUGCCAUCCUGGGCCAAUCGUACUCUCCGGGUCCGCGCCAAAAUAUGGCUUUCGCGUGGUUUGGCGCCUCAGCACCUUUCGGAGCCAUCGCAGGAUUUCUCUUCGGAGGCCUGUUCGCCCUCGCCUGGUGGCCGUGGAUCUAUUGGAGCCAGGCCAUUGCUCUGGCUGCUGUUGCCGUCUUUGCGGCCUGGAUAAUCCCUCCCCUGCCCGUCCAGCCGGAACAGAACCAAGAUUUUCUCGAGCAACUCGACUCACUAGAUAUUCCUGGAAUGGUCACCGGUGUCACAGCUUUGGUCUUGUUCAACUUUGCGUGGAACCAGGCUGUAGUUGUCGGGUGGCAGGAGCCCUACAUCAGCGUCUGUCUAAUCCUGGGUCUCCUUUUCGCAGCGGGCUUCUUCUGGGUCGAGAUCUAUCAUGCCAGGUCUCCGAUCCUGCCUCUCGCAGUUUUCAAUUCGGACAUUGCUUUUGUUUUUGCAUGCACGGCGACGGGCUGGGCUUGCUUUGGCAUAUGGGUCUUCUAUAUCGGACAAGUCGCCCUCAACAUAGGUGGCAACACGCCUCUUCAGAUGGCGGCUUGGUUCAUACCUGUUAUCCCGUCCGGGUUGGUGUCAGCCCUCGCGGUGGGUAGGUUCCUCGGGAAGGUGCCUGCUUCGUGGAUCAUGAUCGUCGGGCAGGUCGCCUAUGUCGUGGGAUCCAUCCUUGCUGCAGCUCGGCCUGUGCACUCAGUUUACUGGGCCUACUACUUUUUCAGCGUCCUCAUCAUCACCGUGGGCAUGGACACCUCCUUCCCGUCAGCCACGAUCAUCUUUUCCAACGCCGUCCCGCGACGGUACCAGGGCAUGGGCGCCAGCAUAGUGAUGACCGUGGUGAAUUACAGCAUAUCGCUCGGUCUCGGCUUCGCCGGCACUAUUGAGACCAAUAUCAACAAUGGCGGAUCGAGCAGGCCCGACAUGCUGCUCGGCUACCGUGGCGCUCUGUGGUUUGCGGUUGGACUGGCCGGACUCGGCUUGGUUUUGAGUCUCUGGUUCGUCGUCAAUGAGCACCUCAAAGGCAAAGCUAAAGCAUGA